CACAACACAGUUCCGCAAAUCUAGUCUGUUUGUGUUUUGACGUUUUUGGAAGGAGCUCUUCAGACCACCACACAAGUCCCUAAGCAAGGACACAGUCAGCGUUCUACACCUCGGGAGAAAAAAAAGCCCAGCAGACAAAAUGGCAUCGGACUCUCCACGCAGACCUAGUCGCUGUGCUGGAGGGGUUCUGGUGCGAGCGCAAGCUGCUACGGAGCAGUCUUACAUGGAAAGUGUGGUGACCUUCCUACAAGAUGUGGUUCCCCAGGCUUACACUGGGGCUCCCCCCACUGAUGAAAAAGAGAAAAUCAUUUGGGUGCGAUUUGAGAAAGCUGACAUCAAUGAUGCUGCCCGCAAUCCAGAGUUUAUGGAGAUGCACAGCGGUACUACUGACCCUCCUCUCUGCCUCAUGAUUGGCUACACUGACGGGAUGCAGAUCUGGAGCGUAUCUUUGGCAGGGGAAGCCCAGGAGCUGUUCUCGGUGCGUCAUGGUCCUGUGCGAGCUGCGCGCAUUCUGCCUGCUCCUCAUAUCAGUCCUCUGAAGACAGACAGUUUUGCUGACAAGAGGCCACUGCUGGGGGUUUGCAAGAGCACAGGGUCCUCUGGAUGUUUUUCAUUUAGGAGAGCUCCAGGGGUGACCUAACUUGUUUGGAGCUCCCAGGAGAUUGCGUUCAGGCAGAGUUAUUCUGUGGGAGAAGUGAUAUUUAUUGAUGACAU
Molecule: messenger RNA, 714 nt
Organism: Micropterus dolomieu (smallmouth bass)
Lineage: Eukaryota; Metazoa; Chordata; Actinopteri; Centrarchiformes; Centrarchidae
Product: BCAS3 microtubule associated cell migration factor-like
Exons: 8
Coding region: 140-640 (166 amino acids)
Biological process (GO): response to starvation; autophagy
Cellular component (GO): cytoplasm
Source: RefSeq, a predicted model, not a curated record